Molecule: messenger RNA, 2008 nt
Organism: Labrus mixtus (cuckoo wrasse)
Lineage: Eukaryota; Metazoa; Chordata; Actinopteri; Labriformes; Labridae
Product: complement C1q tumor necrosis factor-related protein 7-like
Exons: 5
Coding region: 10-1383 (457 amino acids)
Molecular function (GO): protein binding
Source: RefSeq, a predicted model, not a curated record
UCUCUAGAAAUGACCAUCUUUAACUUCCUGUUGUUCGGGCUCUUCUCCGUUGUCAUGGCUAUGCCGGAGUCCCCCCUCCAGGCUCCGCCCACACCUCCUGGCCCGCCCAUGCACGGUCCCGGGCGUAUGUUUUUCCCUGAAGGAGAGAACAUGACGGGUCCUGGAGACCUGGACCUGGAAGAGUACUGUCAGGUCCUGCUACAGGUCCCGGUCCCCCCAGACCAGCUCCCCUGGUACUGUCAGUGCACGCAGUGCAGGAGCCAGCCGGGGCCUAAAGGAGAGCCCGGAGAGCGCGGCGUGCCAGGACGUCCAGGAAGUCCUGGGAGGAGAGGGAUGACGGGGUUCAGAGGUCCUCCAGGUUUCGUAGGCAGAGCAGGGAUCAAAGGACAGAAAGGAGAGGAAGGCGAGAAGGGCGAGCAAGGAACGCAGGGAUUCACCGGCGCCAAAGGAGGCCGAGGGUUCAAAGGUGACAAAGGUGAACCAGGUCUGGAGGGCCGCUCAGGGGUACAGGGUCCAAAAGGAGACGAUGGGGUCUGUCCAGAGUCCUGUGACUCCAGCCAUGUCCCUCCAGGACCAUCUGGUCUACCUGGCCCUUCAGGACCCAGAGGACUGCCUGGCCGUCCUGGACUGACAGGGUCUGAGGGUCCAAAAGGGGACAUGGGUGAGGUUGGGGUCCCAGGAGUCCCUGGAUCUGUGGGUGGGAAAGGAGAGCCAGGAUCCCCUGGGGACUGCAAUUGUACCGAUGGUGGAGAUGGGGCUCCAGGGCCCAAGGGGGGCAAAGGGGACAUGGGGAACCAGGGUCAGGUGGGGGUAUCAGGUCCUCAGGGUCCACAGGGGGACAUGGGGCCCAUGGGGAUGAUGGGUCCUCCUGGUCCCUGCAUGUCCCCAAUCCAGUCAGCCUUCUCUGCAGGACUUGAGACCAGCUACCCCCCACCCAAUGCCCCUGUGGUGUUUUCAAAAGUCCUCUACAACCUACAGGGGGGGUACGACCCAGUGUCCGGACUCUACACCGCCCCCAUUAAUGGAACCUAUAUGUUCAGCUUCCAUCUGACGGUCCAUGAGCGAGUUCUUAAAGUGGGUCUGUUCCAUAACUUCAGACCAAUUGUAAUAACGACUGACCCCAAAGUCCUCGGGACCACGUCACACUCCGUGGUCCUGCACCUGGCCCGAGGGGACCAGGUCUGGGUCCAGGUGAAGAACUCUGUCACUAACGGGAUGUACGCGGGCGCCGAGUCGAGCAGCACCUUCUCUGGAUUCCUGCUCCACCCAGAGUCAUGUGACCUGGCCUCACUGAGGAGCCCCGUCCCCUUUGGGAGCCCCCCUGAGGGGGAGUACAGCUGGGUCAGCAUGACGGGGUCCAUGACUGAAGGAGGAUCCAAAUAGCUUCAGUGAACAUGCUGGUGGGAGGAGUCACAUCAGGACCACCGGAGAGCGCUGCAGGGGACUUCCGUACGAUUUAUUGUCCCCUUGUGCUGCCAAACAUCCAGCAAGGCCCCGCCCCUUUAGUACUAUGAACCACCAAUAAGACAUCUUUUGGUAUGUGUUUUAUUUUGGAGAGUCAGCUUCCUGUUUCCUGUCAGUGUGAAUACAGAAUCGUGCUGUUUUAAACUCUGCAUGAAGACAUACUGAAAGUCUGCUUUACAUUUCUCUGUUAAUGAAUCAACAGCUGCUAAAGUUUAAACAGAUUACAGAACAGAAGAAGAAAGUAUUCUCCUGUGUUUUUUCCAUUUACUCAAAAUGAAUGUUGAGCCUGAGCAGCUCCUGUAGUCUGGGCUCAUCUCAGAGGUUAGCUUGAGCUGUAGAAAGAAUCCAGGUCUGACUCCACCCAGUCCCGCCCUGCUGGGCUGUGAUUGGCUGAAGAUAUCUGUCAGCUAAAUAUGACUGAUCCUUUUUACCUGGACAGGAAACAGGUAACUGUUCAACCUGUUUGUUUGGUCGUAUCUUAAUGAUGUUUCUGUGAUCCCUGAACCUGUGUGACGAUGAUGAGUAGAUUAAAUAAUAAAAACAC